AUGUCUGUACCAAAUGCGUCUGUCUCCAUAAUAAAAGGCUUAGAGAAGUCUGGGAGAGCUAGCACUGGUGCAGUUGUGAUGGCUAGCUUAAGAACUUGUAAGUGCUUAGUUGAAAUGGCUGGAAGGAACGAUGUUGCGAUUGCUGCUGCUUUGGAGGCUAUGGCUCAUGCUAUGGAGAAUCAGCCGAAUGUUGGUGGAGACGCUAGAUCCCGAAGUUUGGCUACCUUCCAGAGAGAGAAUCCGCCAGUGUUCAAAGGCAAGCAUGAUCCUGAUGGAGCAUUAGAAUGGUUGAAAGAAAUCGAGAGGAUCUUUUGCGUGAUGGAUUGCACUCCAACGCAGAAGGUUUGGUAUGGAACUCAUAUGCUGGCAAGCGAGGAUGAUGACUGGUGGUUAGAAACGCAUCAGAGAUUGGAGGCUGUAGGUGGAGAGAUCACUUGGGCUGUGUUCCGUAUGGAGUUUCUGAGGAAGUAUUAUCCUGAAGAUGUUCAGGGUAAGAAAGAAAUUGAAUUCCUUUCGCUGAAACAGGGUAGUAUGUCUGUCACUGAAUAUGCUGCAAAGUUUGUUGAGCUGGCUAAGUUUUAUCCGCAUUUUGAUGGUGCUGGUGCUGAAUUUUCAAAGUGCAUCAAGUUCGAGAAUGGGUUGCGCUCUGAGAUCAAGAAAGCCAUUGGGUACCAGCAGAUCUGUGUCUUUUCUAAAUUGGUUGACAGCUGCAGAAUUUAUGAAGAGGAUAAUGAUGCUCAUUACAAAAUUGUUAAAGAGAAAAGAGGCAAGCAACAACAGAACCGUGGUAAACCGUAUGAUGCUCCAGCUGGUAGAGGUAGACAGAGAGCUACUCCGAGUCAGAGAACUAGUGGGGGAGGUGCUCCUAUUGGUAUUGUUUGCUUCAAAUGUGGGCAAGCUGGUCACAAGAGUAAUGUUUGCAAUGAUGUUAAAAGGUGUUUCCGUUGUGGCAAGACUGGGCAUGCAAUAUCUGAUUGCAAGCACAAGGAGAUGAUCUGUUUUAAUUAUGGUGAAGAGGGACACAUUGGGAGUCAGUGUCAGAAACCAAAGAAGGCACAAUCUAGUGGAAAAGUGUUUGCUUUGGCUGGUGAUCCAUUGGGUCUUGUGUUGUCUUCUAUGAAUGGCGAAAUGGUAGUUGAGGUUCCAGCUAAGGGGACAGUGACUACUUCCCUAGUAUGUUUGAGAUGUCCUUUGUCGAUCUUCGGAAGGGACUCUGCUGUUGACUUAGUUUGUCUGCCGUUAAGUGGGUUGGAUGUAAUUUUGGGUAUGAACUGGUUAGAGUAUAACUAUGUUCAUAUUAACUGUUAUAACAAGUCUGUGAGGUUUUAA
Molecule: messenger RNA, 1329 nt
Organism: Vicia villosa (hairy vetch)
Lineage: Eukaryota; Viridiplantae; Streptophyta; Magnoliopsida; Fabales; Fabaceae
Exons: 3
Coding region: 1-1329 (442 amino acids)
Molecular function (GO): nucleic acid binding; zinc ion binding
Source: RefSeq, a predicted model, not a curated record